AUGAAUCACCACCCACCACUCACCGUUCAUCUGACCGAGAACCCUCCCUGCGUUCACUUGAACUCGCACCCAGUUUCGGUUAACACUCAACAUUCUCACAAGGGGUCAAGUAGUAGGCAUGAUACCAAUCUAGCAUGGAGAAACCUGGUCGACAACACCACUGCCGCCUCGCUCUCGCCUUGCAUAACUGAUGCCUCAGACACCAAGACAUUCUACAGCGCCAUUCAAGUCACAGACAUUCACCCUGAUAGCAGCGACGAGGACGACAACAUUUCCAUCACCACCGGCAUGGCAGCGGGUUCUACUUCUAACGGUGCCAGCGUGGCUGAGGAUAAGCCGGCGAAACCAAGAAAGUCUCCUUCACGAUCAUCGUCAACUUCUCAGCGUUCCCCUCGAUCAGCAUCAUCUAGCACGGCUGGCACCUCGAAAAAGGAGCGCCGCAGGACUGCCUCCUUCCAAGCCCAAAGCCCAGCCAGCCCACCACGCAGCAACAGCAUCCAGAUGUCACAGCAGAAACGAGACGAGCUUUUGGCCUUGCAUCGAGACAGUUGUCGCAUCUUCCAGGACGUCGGAAUGGCCGCCGAACCUCUGGAAAACUCUUAUGACGAGCCCCGUUUGACCCAGUCCACUACUGUGUCUCCCAUCAUGUCGCCUAUUCUCCAAUACCAGCGCUCACAUUCGUUUCCUAUCAACGACGGCGACGUCUCAGAAGAUGAUCUGCUGUCUGUUCGUCAGCCUCGAAGAAUAAGCAUCGUCCACUCGGAACCAGAUCCAGAGCGAGAGCCAUCCCAGCCUCCGCAGUCACCGCACGAGCAAGUGCCUACAACGGUGAUUGACUGGACAUCACCAAGCACUCGGCGGCGCGAAUACGAGGCAAUCGAUCGCUCCAACCGAUGUUUUCGCCGAAUCUGGCGCCGAAUGACGCCUCGCUGUUUUCGCCCAUCCGGGGCGAGAACACCGUUUUUCGAGACGGGCAAAGAUGGGAAGGCUAACUAUGAGGGCAGCGUGCGACGCUUUCGCAUGGAUAUAACGGACGAGAAAGAGGCAGUCUCUCGCCCUAAGCCCGUGAAGCGGACAUGGUCUUGCUUUUAA
Talaromyces rugulosus is the source of this 1092-nucleotide messenger RNA. RefSeq lists its product as uncharacterized. The transcript has a single exon. The record is from RefSeq and is a predicted model, not a curated record. Bases 1 to 1092 code for a protein of 363 amino acids. Lineage: Eukaryota; Fungi; Ascomycota; Eurotiomycetes; Eurotiales; Trichocomaceae.